ACAGGAUUGUGUUCCUUGUUUCUGUGGAUUCGCAGGAUAAUAAGGAAAAGAACUCCCCCCCAGCCCCCCUGGCUGUCAGCUACUGCGGAGAUUAGCUGGAUAGCAAAGAGCAAAGAGUCUUUCUUUAAAGCACCAUGCAGCGGCGGCUUCCGCAGGGGUGCCAGACCCUUUGCUUUUACGCCGUCCGAAGUCAACAUGUCCCUGAAAAAUGAGCCGAGAGUAAAUACGUCUGCGCUGCAGAAGAUCGCUGCCGACAUGAGCCACCUGAUAGAAAACCUGGACACGCGAGAGCUCCACUUUGAGGGAGAGGAGGUGGACGUUGACACGUCUGGUGAUCCCAAGGCACGGGAAGAGUAUAUCCCUUUCUCUGCUGUGUAUAACACUCAAGGAUUUAAGGAGCCUAAUAUACAGACGUACCUCGUGGGCUGUCCAGUCAAAGCACAAGUUCUGGAUGUGGAGCGCUUUACGUCGACGACCAAGGUGCCAAGUAUCAAUCUUUACACUAUUGAAUUAACACAUGGAGAAUUUAAGUGGCAAGUUAAGAGGAAGUUCAAGCACUUCCAAGAAUUCCACAGAGAACUACUCAAGUACAAAGCCUUUAUUCGAAUCCCCAUUCCUACCAAAAGACACACAUUUAGAAGACAGCAUGUCAAAGGGGAGGAGCCCCGAGAGAUGCCAAGUUUGCCCCGCUCAUCGGAAAACAGGAUUCGGGAGGAACAGUUCUUCGGCAGAAGGAAACAACUGGAGGAUUAUUUGACAAAGUUACUAAAAAUGCCCAUGUAUAGAAACUAUCAUGCAACAACAGAGUUCCUUGACAUAAGCCAGCUGUCUUUCAUCCAUGAUUUAGGACCAAAGGGCAUAGAAGGCAUGAUAAUGAAAAGAUCUGGAGGACACAGGAUACCAGGCUUGAAUUGCUGUGGCCACGGAAGAGCCUGCUACCGAUGGUCAAAAAGGUGGUUAAUAGUGAAAGACUCCUUUUUACUGUACAUGAAACCAGACAAUGGUGCUGUUGCUUUUGUUCUACUGGUAGAUAAGGCAUUCCGAGUUACAGUGGGGAAGAAGGAGACAGAGACUAAAUAUGGACUCCGAAUCGAUAAUCUCUCAAGGUCCCUUGUCUUAAAAUGCAACAGCUAUAGACACGCUCGCUGGUGGGGGGGCGCCAUCGAUGAAUUCAUCCAGAAGCAUGGCGCGAACUUUCUCAUAGAUCAUCGGUUUGGAUCCUACGCUGCCGUGCAAGAGAGCACUUUAGCUAAAUGGUAUGUUAAUGCCAAAGGAUAUUUCGAAGAUGUCGCAGAUGCAAUGGAGGAGGCUCAAGAAGAGAUUUUUAUCACAGAUUGGUGGUUGAGUCCAGAAAUUUUCAUGAAACGCCCGGUGGUUGAAGGAAAUCGCUGGAGAUUGGACUGCAUUCUUAAACGGAAAGCACAACAGGGCGUGAGGAUCUUCAUAAUGCUCUACAAGGAGGUGGAACUUGCUCUCGGAAUCAAUAGUGGAUACAGCAAGAGGACGUUAAUGCAUCUACACCCCAACAUAAAGGUGAUGAGGCACCCGGACCACGUGUCCUCCACCGUGUACCUGUGGGCUCAUCACGAGAAGCUUGUCAUCGUCGACCAGUCUGUGGCCUUUGUGGGUGGCAUCGACCUGGCCUACGGAAGGUGGGACGACAGUGAGCACAGACUCACGGAUGUGGGCAGCGUGAAGCGCGUCACUACGGGCCCCUCCCUGGCAUCCCUCAUAGCCGAAGGAGCAGAGUCUCUAGAAUCUUUGAGCCUCAAAGGUAAAAGCCAAUCUAAUAAACAUCUUCCCAUCUUGAAGAGUGUGGACAACACGGAUUCCAAAAUGAAAGGCAUAGGCAAGCCGAGGAGGUUCUCCAAGUUCAGCCUCUACCGGCAGCUCCACAGGCACCACCUUCAGAGCGCGGACAGCAGCAGCAGCAGCUUGGCCAGCACCUGCAACUCCGGCUCCGUCCGCAGCUUGCAGACGGGUGUGGGCGAGCUGCACGGGGAGACGCGGUUCUGGCACGGUAAGGACUACUGCAACUUCGUCUUCAAAGACUGGGUGCAGCUCGACAAACCGUUUGCGGAUUUCAUCGACAGGUACUCCACUCCCCGGAUGCCAUGGCAUGACAUUGCCUCUGUGGUCCACGGCAAGGCGGCUCGCGACGUGGCCCGUCACUUCAUCCAGCGCUGGAACUUCACGAAGAUUAUGAAAUCAAAGUAUCGAUCUCUAUCUUAUCCAUUUCUACUCCCCAAAUCUCAAGCAACGGCCCACGAGUUACACUAUCAAGUGCCUGAGUCUGUACGUGCACAAGUCCAGUUGCUCCGGUCUGCUGCGGACUGGUCUGCUGGUAUAAAGUACCAUGAAGAGUCUAUCCACGCUGCUUAUGUGCAUGUGAUUGAGGAAAGCAAGCACUAUAUCUACAUAGAAAAUCAGUUUUUCAUAAGCUGCGCCGAUGACAAAGUUGUGUUCAACAAGAUUGGCGAUGCCAUUGCCCAGAGGAUACUGAAAGCUCACAGGGAAAGCCAGAGAUACCGAGUGUAUGUUGUGAUACCGCUUCUGCCAGGGUUCGAAGGAGACAUUUCAACCGGCGGAGGAAAUGCCCUACAAGCAAUCAUGCAUUUCAACUACAGAACCAUGUGCAGAGGAGAACAUUCCAUCCUUGGACAGCUGAAAGCCGAACUUGGCAAUCAGUGGAUCAACUACAUAUCGUUCUGUGGCCUCCGAACUCAUGCCGAGCUUGACGGCAGCCUCGUCACCGAGCUCAUCUAUGUCCACAGCAAGCUGCUCAUUGCUGACGACAACACUGUCAUUAUUGGCUCCGCCAAUAUAAACGACCGAAGCAUGCUGGGAAAGCGUGACAGUGAAAUGGCUGUCAUUGUGCAGGACACAGAGAUGAUCCCUUCGGUGAUGGACGGAGAGGAGUACCACGCUGGCCGCUUCGCCCAUGGACUUCGGCUGCAGUGCUUUAGACUCGUCCUUGGCUAUCUUUCGGACCCAAGUGAGGACCUUCAGGACCCAGUGAGUGACAAAUUCUUCAAGGAGAUUUGGGUUUCCACAGCAGCUCGAAAUGCUACAAUUUAUGAUAAGGUGUUCCGGUGCCUUCCCAGUGAUGAAGUACACAAUUUAAUUCAGCUGCGAGACUUUAUUGGCAAGCCGAUAUUAGUGAAAGAAGAUCCCGUCCGAGCCGAGGAGGAACUGAAAAAGAUCCGUGGGUUUUUGGUGCAAUUUCCCUUUUACUUCUUGUCUGAAGAAAACCUCCUGCCUUCCGUUGGAACCAAAGAAUCCAUGGUGCCCAUGGAGGUGUGGACUUAGGAAGAGUGUGGCUUCGGCAGCGUUCAACUCUUUUGCAGCCCAACAGUUGUCACCCAAAGACCACAGUGCGCGGCACACAGUGACUCUCUGGGACUCUCACUGCCACAGGCUGCACUGGCACCUUCUUGUCUCCAGCCCCUUGAUUGACUCUGGGGAAGUUCCAAGGACUGAUGUGGACUGGCUUGCGAGGGAUACAGCUAUACGGAUGUAGGGACUGACGGACUAUGAGCAGGGCUAUAUAAUUCCUACAGUCUGUCUUGGCGAAGACAGGACUGCAUUCUUGCUGGUAGGCGCUUAUAUGCCACCAUCAUCAAUUCAAAUCCCAUGACAUACACCAAAAUGCAUUGCCUUUGCUAAUGAGAAUUGAUCUGUUGUCCAAAGUUGUCUGAACCUCUUUAUUCUUUCAGGACCCUCAUGCAACAAAAGUCUGCUGGCUGGCCCUGGCCUUGUACCCUGUACAGGCGCUAUUGUAGGUAUGGUGUGCUGCUAGGACAUCUUUUUAUGCUCGUUCCAGAUGUGCCCAAAGUAGUGGUGCCCCUCCAACAGAGACUGUGGGCAUUCUUUGUUGUCAGCGACUGAAGGGUCAGCUUUAGUCUACACAGCAGCCCGUGCGAGGCACUGCUGAUACUAUUGAACUAUCUUUAACUCCACAGAGCAAUAGGAAGGAAUUAAAUUCACUUAUUGAAGCAGAGAUUUCCCUUCACCCCAACGCUACUGCUAAGAUGUGUCCUUGGGAUAGGGCCUAGCUGAUCAAAUUUGAAAGCACGAGCAGUUUAUUUGAUUACACAGAAACCAGACACAACUCAAAGAGAGCGUGCGCUGCCUUCAGAAACCUCCAAGGGGUCUGUGGGGAUCUGAUCCAGAGACGAAGAGAAAAUGCCUUAUACGUCUGUGAAUGUUCCUGUCAUCUUUAGCUGAAGAAUUGAUUGCAAUGUAAGCUUCCACAUUUCAGAAUAAAACUAGGGAGCUCAAUUUGUCAGUCCAGAGAACCAAAGGCUACAUAAGUCCCACCAGGUUCGUAAGCAUGAGUCUAUAGCCUUAUUUGACAUUCAAUUUUUCGGCCCCCAUUAUCUCCUCUAAGAAAAAAUUAAUUGAUUGCAAACUAUGUGCUGCUCAGCUUGUGUUAUUAAAUACACAUUAACAUUCCAUAAGAGCUUAUGAAAAAGUUCAGGUACUUAUUAAUUCCCAUGUUCUUGUCUGUGAAAAGUUCUGGAAACCCCACUUUUCCACUUAGGGUGCUAGAAUAUCCUUUGAUAUACCAAAGCCUAGGUUUACUAAACAUAGUUCUCUCAGAGGAGCUAAUGCAAGUUCCCCCAAGUCCUGUGCCUGUCAAGCAUGGGGUGGUGCAGUGAUGACAAAUGUCCAUGGGCUGCGCCGGCAGAAUCUCCUUAGGGCUGUUCCAAGAAGUGAAGACCAACCCAGUUUUCAGAGACCUCCUAGUUCCGCCCGGAGGUUAAACAGGAGCAUCAAGCCAAUGAAGAAGAAGAGAGAGACUCUCAAAACCAGGGUAGGAUUUCUUAGCCCGAUACCAUUUCACAAAUGAGGUGGAUGAUGUCACCAAUGAUGGAAAGGAAGAUACUUUUAUAAAUAAAUAAGUUAUUCUCAGAUGGCUACGAAAGGUAAAACAACCUCUCUCUAUAGCCAUUGCAAAUAAGGCAUUUGCUAAUUAUGAACGACACUGAGAUUGAUCUGUAAAGUACCAAGUGUAUGUGGAAUGUCUCAGGAUUUCUCCCAUUUGAUUUUCAAUUUUUCCAACCCUACUGACGUCCACCCAGGGGCUCUUGAUUUUGUAGAAGAUGCUCCCAUGAAACCGUAAAAACUAACCAGUCAGAGAUAGCUUGUUCAGUCACAUAUUCCAACCUCCGUCCCACUUUACAGAUGAGGAAGCUGAGGCUUCAAUGGAAGAACUUGCUUAAAUCCAUCCGAUUUCUGGAUGGGGGAACAAGGACCAGUGCCAUUUCUAUAAUCCAUCAUUCUCCUUUCGCUCAAAAACAUGAGAUGCUGUAAAUAAAUUUCAGACAAGAUGUCUCUAAGUUAUUUAGAACCUGUGGUAUUACAAUAUUUAUGUGUUUACUGGUGUCCCCCCCUCACUAGAAUGUAAGGGGUAAGGACGUCCUGUGUUUAGUUCAUAAGGUAUCCUCAGACCAAAACAGUGCCUAGCACGUAGCAGGUGCUCAUCAAAUGUUUGUGGAAUGAGCCACAGGUAGAAAUAGAGCUAGUGAAAUGAAAAAUGUACUGGGUCUCAAGUAAGAGAUCUUGCUGCUGCUGCUGUCUUCUCCUUCAUCUUCGCAGAGACAGGAUGCUCAUCUGCAAAGGAGACAGGUUUCAAGGUUGACUUGGAGCAAUUUUAUUGAGAAUUUGGCAUCAUCAUUGCCUCUUUUGCAGUAGCAGUGUACAUGAGCAUUCUGUAAAAUUUACAUGUUCUGAACAUGAGACGCACUGCCUGACCUGCUGGCCCACCCUUCUGUGACAUCAGGACUGCCAAAAAGAAGUUGCAAACACAUGUUCUCUUUUACAUUGAGAUGUCUAAUGUGAACUAGACAAUGCAAAUAACUCAAAGCCUCAGAAAGUUAUCAUGAAUCUGUUCAACCUUUCAAAUGGACUAUAACCUUUUGAAAUGCCUUUUUUUUAAAAAAAAAUCACUACCAUGGAGUUAAUUCUGAAUCUUAGUGACUAUACAGAACAGAGUAGAACUGCCCUGUAGGAUUUCAAACCCUAUCUUUAUACAAGCAGACCACUGCACCUUCUUGUGGAGUUGCUGUGGGCUCACAUCUCUGGCCUCUGGGUUAUCAGCUGAGCACUUAACCACUACUCCGCUGGGGUUCCUUAGCCUACAAACAGUAUACAGGAAGCCUUGAUGGUUCCUGUAAUAACUUUUUUGUUUUCAAGAAGGAAAAAUUCUAGCAUUACAACAAAUAAAAGGUAGUAGGUGGAGAUUGACCAAGCUCUCUCAUUGGAGGACAUGGGUGGGUCGGUGGAAGGCAUUUGUUUUAUAUCAGGUGUCUGUGACUGACUCUUCAGUGGGGUGUUCUUAAAUCUCAGGUUCAAUGCAUCAUAAAGAAGUUUGGACAACGGGCCACUGUAUCAUUGGGUAUCAUGCUAUGAAACAAACUAUGGGUUCAUUGUAAAAGCAUCCUUAGAGGAAUUGUACAUUUGUAGAUACUUGAGAUAUGAGCAGUUCAUCUUUUCUGUAAUGCUUUGGGAAGCUGUAAUACAUCAUGAAUUAAAAGCCUUCCAGAUGACAAGGAGCAAGCCAGGAAAUCAUUCUGUAGAUGUAAGAUGGUCGGAUAGAUCUGCAAAGACUUGCAUAGUAAAGGACUUUCAUGUCUCCUCAUCCCUCCUCAUCCGUUCAAUCUCUACACACAGCCAAAAGUUAUAACUUAGUCUAUAAACAUCAGAGAGGACAAGAAGCACCCUGGCAAAACCAAAAUUAGACCUCGACAGUUAACCUUGAGCUUCACUCAGACUUCUAAGUGACUGACAACAUAGUACUUUUUACCAGCUGUAAUAUUCUUUUUACCUCCCCUGGUCUGAUGUGGCCUGUGAGCAUUUGCAGAUGCCUGUCACCUUUCAGAGCAGGGAUGCAGAAAUGACUCUUAGGGAUCUUCAUCUCUCUCUGCUCUCUCGUUUAAAAUCAGUGAGUGUUAAAGGAUUCUAGAUAGGUAUGGGGACACAUUUUUAUUUCCUUGGAAGAUCCUGAGGCCAAUUGCUACUGGCCGUGUGGAGAUUUUAAGUGGGUUUUGCCCAGGGGGGCUUCAGAAAUGUAUGAAUUUCUUUGGAAAUGUUCCUCGGCAUCCAUCCAAAUGAUAUAGUACUUGAGUUUGGAAGACUUGAACUUGAGGGUAGAAGGAUUCAUUGAGUGAGUUUUUAUAAAUCAUGUUAUUUAUCCUUUAUAUCAUUCAUGAUUUGUAACUGGAUAACAAAAGUAAUCAGUUGCUAGAUAAGUGAAAAUUUGUCACAUUAAUCAUGUUAAACUUGCAAAGUGGAAAGUCAGCCAUUAGUGUAGCUGUCCAAACGAAAUGCUGGUUGGUGUACUCUCUCCAAUUUCCAAGCAGCUGUACAAUGAUUCUUCACUUUAUUCUAGAUAAAUGCACUGAAGUGAAUGUCAUUCCAAUUCUGCUUGUUUGGCAGGGAGAGCUAUGACAUCAUGCCCUCCUCAUUUCUAUUCUACUUGUAUGAUUGUUCACAUAAAACGGUCUGGGUCAAAGGUUCUCCUGUGCCAUUAUAUAGAUGUAUGCUAAAUUACUGCAGUUGGAUCACAUGCACCUCUGGAUCAAAAGCAAAUACUUGGUAAUGAACAUCUAUGCAGAAUAUGCAGAUAUGCAGAAUGCCAACUCCUACCUCCCAUCCAGGACCAAACCCUGGUCCAUGGCCAUUGAGCAAAAUGCUACAUCUUCCUCCUGAGGAGCAACUGGUGAGUUUGACCUUGUGGUUAACAAGACCAUGCCUAACCCACAGGGUUUCUUCCAUCCAAGACAGAGGUUGGCAAACUAAGGUGCAUCCCCCUGUUUUUGUUAAAUAAAGUUGUAUUGAAACAUA
This is a messenger RNA of Echinops telfairi (small Madagascar hedgehog), 7848 nucleotides long. RefSeq names its product phospholipase D1 (gene PLD1). Gene Ontology annotation, biological process: intracellular signal transduction; cell motility; phosphatidic acid biosynthetic process. Gene Ontology annotation, molecular function: D-type glycerophospholipase activity; phosphatidylinositol binding. Lineage: Eukaryota; Metazoa; Chordata; Mammalia; Afrosoricida; Tenrecidae. The coding region runs from base 196 to 3309 and encodes 1037 amino acids. The record is from RefSeq and is a predicted model, not a curated record. The transcript has 26 exons.